GUCGUACUAACAUUAUGAAACAAAAGAAACAAAAUUCUGUAUUGAAAUUUCAUCUUCUACGUAAAGAAAAAGAAGACGCUGGCCGUCAAAGAAAGCACUCUGCUUGAACACCUCACAAAUUCUAAGAUAGAAGAUCAAAUAAGCGCUGGUACGCUUGGUGAAUUGGUGUGCUGAUGAAAAUUUACUAUUUUCACACAUAUUUUAUAGAGACAGAUAAUCAUGGGUGGAAUUUUUAAUAAUUCUGUGACAUUUCUGGUGGUGAUUGGCUGCGCAUGCGCACUUUGUGUUUUUUUGAUGUUGUGUGUAUGUCUCUUUUGUAUCAGAAAAAAAAAUGCUAAAACUUCAAAAGGAAAAAGUGUCAAGGAUAAAAAAGAAACUGUUGAGAUGGACAGCUUGUUGUUUGUAUACGACACGAACGUCGAGAGACAACAGUCCCCAACUCGUUAUCCAGCAUCUUGCCCUGUUAGUCCCAGUGAAAGUGAACUUAGUAUUAAAAAAUCGUCCAGUCACUUAGACCUAACACAACCAAGAUACAGCCAAGAUGGUGGAGCGUAUCGUAGAAAUUCUAUGGAUCCAAGUGAUCUGGAUUUAAGGUUGUAUCAAGAUGAAGAAGAAGUCAGCUCACCUUAUAUCGGUCUUGGGAAAUUGUCACUAUCGUUAUCGUACAACAAGACAAAUGAAAAGCUCAGUGUAUAUAUAGGCAAGGGGUUGAAUAUACAAGCUAAACAUACAAACUCGUCACCAAGCCCUUAUUUAAAAGUAUGCUUACUACCAGAUAAGAAGAGAAGAAUGCACUCGAAAACACGCAAAGGUGAACAUCCAGUUUUCAAUGAAGAAUUUAUUUUUUCUGUACCGCAGGCCGAACUGGCCAAACGUAUCUUGAGAAUUGCAAUUUGUGAUUUUGACCGGUUUUCACGACAAACCGUGUUAGGUUAUGUAGUUGUUGGCUUGCAAGAUGAAAUGGAAAAGCUCUUACAGGGCAAUGAUGCAGUCGAGGUUUGGAAAGAUUUGUCGGAUAACGACGCACUGCCUGGACUCUGCAAAGGAGAGCUAUUGUUCUCCCUCUCCUAUCUUCCAACAGCAGGCAGAAUAACAAUUGCAGUUGUUAAAGCCAAAGAUUUAAAUAUUCACAGAGACUCAGGAGUCGCUGUGAAGGUUAACCUUGUGUUAAAUGGAAAAGUUGCAAAGAGCAAGAAAACAUCAGUUCAUAAGUUAGACAUCGCUGCACCGACAUUCAACGAAUCUUUUGUUUACGAAAUAUCCGGCGAUCUUUUGGAUCGCGCAAGUUUCAUUCUUAUUGUUUACGCCUAUAAUAGUAACGGAAAAAGAGUAAUUGGUAAAGCGAACACCGGACCUUACAUGUACUCUACCGGUACAGGGUUGACGCACUGGAAUGAUAUGUUGCUACAACCUAGACGAACUAUAUCUCAUUGGCAUACAUUAAUGUGAUUUACCUAAAAACUGCA
This is a messenger RNA of Hydractinia symbiolongicarpus, 1466 nucleotides long. Its product is annotated as synaptotagmin-1-like. Gene Ontology annotation, molecular function: SNARE binding; phosphatidylserine binding; calcium-dependent phospholipid binding. The record is from RefSeq and is a predicted model, not a curated record. Gene Ontology annotation, biological process: regulation of calcium ion-dependent exocytosis; calcium-ion regulated exocytosis; regulation of dopamine secretion. Bases 220 to 1449 code for a protein of 409 amino acids. The transcript has 5 exons. Lineage: Eukaryota; Metazoa; Cnidaria; Hydrozoa; Anthoathecata; Hydractiniidae.